Messenger RNA from Orbilia oligospora ATCC 24927, 6918 nucleotides. RefSeq lists its product as uncharacterized. The record is from RefSeq and is a predicted model, not a curated record. Gene Ontology annotation, molecular function: amino acid binding; carbamoyl-phosphate synthase (glutamine-hydrolyzing) activity; aspartate carbamoyltransferase activity. The transcript has 8 exons. Gene Ontology annotation, cellular component: cytoplasm; cytosol. Lineage: Eukaryota; Fungi; Ascomycota; Orbiliomycetes; Orbiliales; Orbiliaceae. Bases 1 to 6918 code for a protein of 2305 amino acids. Gene Ontology annotation, biological process: 'de novo' pyrimidine nucleobase biosynthetic process; UTP biosynthetic process; L-glutamine metabolic process.
AUGACCUCACAAUCUUCCAACAACCCCACGUCGCCCCGCCUUCCACCCCACCAAAUGCGCAAUGCCGCAGGGGCAUCUCCAAGUCCAGCUACGGGCUCGGUCCUGGCAGAAAACCCAGAACCUGUGGUUACUGUCGCAGUGCCGCCAGAUUACCCACAUCCACCUGUUACUGCUAGAAACUUGACCAGUGAUGGUCAAUUGGCUGAUGGUACCAGUGACGAUGAAGGGCUCAUGGCGCUCGAGUUCCAGGACGGGAGCGUUUACCAAGGGUACAGUUUCGGCGCUCAGAGAAGUGUCAGCGGAGAGAUGGUUUUCCAGACUGGCAUGGUCGGAUAUCCUGAGUCCAUAACAGACCCUUCGUACCGCGGCCAGAUUCUCGUGAUCACGUUUCCAUUGGUUGGAAAUUAUGGUGUCCCAAAACGUGAAGAUGUCGACCUUUUAACCGCAGACCUACCAGCAUACUUUGAAUCCAAUCAAAUCCAUAUUGCAGGUCUCGUCGUUGCCUCUUACGCCGGCGAAAACUACAGCCACUACCUUGCCUCGAGCUCUUUGGGCACAUGGCUAAAGGAGCAAAAUGUUCCCGCUAUCUACGGUGUCGAUACAAGGGCGUUGACGAAGAAGAUCCGCCAGCAGGGUAGCAUGUUGGGGAAGCUUCUGCUACAAAAGAAAAAUUCUAGACUCAGUGAAUUGGCCAGCGACGUUGGUGCUCUAUUGAACUGGCCAUCUGACAAGUCGUGGCGAGAUCACUUUGAAACUGUUGACUGGGUAGAUCCAAACCAGAAGAACCUGGUUGCCGAUGUUUCAAUCCGUGAGCCAAAGGUCUAUACCCCGCCAGCAGAAUUGGCACAGAAGACAUCUUCAGGUGAACCGCUCAGAAUUUUGUGCGUCGAUGUUGGUAUGAAAUACAACCAGAUCCGCUGCUUCCUAGCUCGUGGAUUUGAGAUCAAAGUUGUUCCCUGGGACUACGACUUCCCAACUCUGGAAGCCGGGAAGUACCAUGGUCUUUUCAUCAGUAACGGUCCAGGUGACCCAGCCAUGCUGGAUGUCACUGUCAAGAACAUUCAGAUUGCCUUGAAAGAAGACAAGACCCCUGUCUUUGGUAUCUGUUUGGGCCAUCAGCUUUUGUCCAGGGCCACUGGUGCGUCUACAAAGAAGAUGAAAUUCGGUAACAGAGGUCACAAUAUCCCUUGCACAAAUAUGAUCUCUGGCCGUUGUUAUAUUACCUCCCAGAACCACGGUUAUGCGGUGGAUACCACCACUCUAGCCGAAGGAUGGCAGGAGCUCUUCGUCAAUGCGAACGAUGGGUCGAACGAGGGUAUCUACCACGUUUCGAAGCCACAGUUCAGUGUUCAGUUCCACCCUGAGAGCACUCCCGGACCUAGGGACACAGAGUUCUUGUUCGACGUAUUCCUAGAUGCUGUCAAGAAGAGCACCGAAGACCCUGAGAAGUACCUCAACCAAGCAAUUGUCUUCCCCGGCGGUCUCAAGAAGGACAACAUUGAACGUUCUCCACGAGUCUAUGUCAAGAAAGUAUUGAUCCUAGGCAGUGGUGGCUUGAGUAUUGGACAAGCUGGAGAGUUCGACUACUCUGGCAGCCAAGCCAUUAAAGCCCUAAAAGAAGAAGGGAUCUAUACUAUCCUUAUCAACCCCAACAUUGCCACUAUCCAGACAUCAAAGGGUCUAGCAGACAAAGUUUACUUCCUCCCAGUUACUGCGGACUUCGUCAGGAAGGUCAUUAAACACGAGCGCCCAGAUGCUAUUUACGUUACAUUCGGUGGUCAAACCGCUCUCCAGGUCGGUAUUCAGCUCAAAGAUGAGUUUGAAGAACUCGGUGUCCAAGUUUUGGGUACACCUAUCAAUACCAUUAUUACUACUGAAGAUCGAGAGCUUUUCGCCCGUAGCAUGGAGCAGAUCGGUGAGAAAUGUGCCAAGUCAGCUUCAGCUUCUACUGUCGAGGAGUCCCUCAGAGUGGUUAAGGAUAUUGGAUUCCCUGUUAUCGUUCGUGCUGCCUACGCUCUCGGUGGUCUGGGCAGUGGAUUCGCAGAUAACGAGGAAGAGUUGGUUGAUCUUUGCAAUAAAGCCUUUGCCGCUAGCCCCCAGGUCCUGAUUGAGAAGAGUAUGAAGGGCUGGAAGGAGAUCGAGUACGAGGUUGUUAGAGAUUGUCAAGAUAACUGUAUUACCGUUUGUAACAUGGAGAACUUCGAUCCCUUGGGUAUCCAUACUGGAGAUUCUAUCGUCGUGGCUCCUUCACAAACGCUCUCUGAUGAUGACUAUAAUAUGCUGCGAACCACAGCUGUGAAUGUCAUCCGUCACUUGGGCGUCGUCGGAGAAUGCAACAUCCAAUAUGCGUUAAACCCAACAUCUCGGGAAUACUGCAUUAUUGAAGUGAAUGCACGUCUGUCUCGUUCCUCGGCUUUGGCGUCUAAGGCGACUGGUUAUCCGCUUGCAUUCGUCGCGGCGAAACUUGGUCUGGGUAUCCCUCUUAACGAGAUCUCGAACUCUGUGACUAAGGUUACCUGCGCAUGUUUCGAGCCAUCGCUUGACUAUGUCGUCGUCAAGAUUCCGCGAUGGGACUUGAAGAAGUUUACUCGCGUCUCUACACAGCUGAGUUCGUCCAUGAAAUCUGUUGGAGAAGUUAUGAGUAUUGGCCGAACAUUCGAAGAAGCCAUUCAAAAGGCAAUUAGAGCCAUUGAUUACCACAACCUUGGGUUCAGCGAAACCCAGGCUCUCAUGUCUAUUGACCAAGAACUUCAAUUCCCAUCUGACCAGCGUCUCUUUGCUAUUGCAAAUGCAAUGCAUGCCGGAUAUGAAGUCCAUAAGAUCUGGGAAAUGACAAAGAUCGAUAAGUGGUUCUUGAAUAGGUUGAUGGGACUUAUCCAAGCUGGUAACAUUUUGAAGAAGUUCACACCGGCAACAAUUCCAGCUGGGUUGUUCCGUAUGGCCAAGCAACUCGGUUUCUGCGACAGGCAGCUUGCGAACUUUUGGGGGAGCAAUGAGCUUGCUGUUAGACGGGCUAGGGUUGAUCAGGGUAUCAUGCCUUGGGUGAAGCAGAUUGAUACUGUUGCGGCCGAAUUCCCUGCCUUCACAAAUUAUCUAUACCUUACAUACAAUGCCAACGAACACGAUGUUACUUUCGAGGACCAGGGUAUCAUGGUUCUUGGAUCUGGUGUUUACAGGAUCGGAUCUUCCGUUGAGUUCGAUUGGUGCGCCGUCAGAGCAGUCAGGACUCUGAGAGAGCGUGGAGUCAAGACUAUCAUGGUCAACUACAAUCCGGAAACCGUCAGCACAGAUUACGAUGAGGCCGACAAGCUUUACUUCGAGAACAUCAAUCUCGAAAGCAUCCUUGACAUUUAUAACCUUGAGAGCUCAAGCGGUGUAAUCUUGUCUAUGGGUGGUCAAACCCCGAACAACAUCGCCCUCCCACUCUACCGUCUCAAUGUUAAGAUCCUCGGUACUUCACCUGAAAUGAUUGAUACCGCAGAAAAUCGCUUCAAAUUCUCCCGUAUGCUUGACCGAAUAGAAGUCGAUCAGCCUGAUUGGAAAGAACUUACCAGCAUUGAGGAAGCCAGUGCUUUCUGCGACAAGGUUUCGUUCCCAGUGUUGGUUAGACCAUCAUACGUUCUUUCCGGCGCAGCCAUGAAUACCGUCUACUCGAAGGACGAUUUGGCAAGCUACCUCCAGCAAGCCGUUGAGGUUUCAAGGGAACAUCCAGUCGUUAUCAGCAAAUACAUCGAGAACGCCAAGGAGAUUGAGAUGGACGCCGUUGCAAAGGAUGGUAAAAUGAUUAUGCACUUCAUCUCUGAGCACGUCGAGAACGCUGGUGUUCACUCUGGUGAUGCUACAUUGAUUGUUCCCCCACAGGAUCUUGAUCCAGAGACCGUUAGACGUAUUACAGAGGCUACCCGCAAGAUCGGAAACGCCCUGAAUGUUACUGGACCUUAUAAUAUCCAGUUUAUCGCAAAGGAUAACGAGAUCAAGGUCAUCGAGUGUAACGUCAGAGCCUCGAGAUCUUUCCCAUUUGUUUCUAAGGUUAUGGGAGUUGACUUGAUCGAAAUGGCCACAAAUGCGAUUAUUGGUGCUCCAGUUGAUGCGUACCCAGCUGUCAACAUUCCACAAAACUAUGUCGGUGUCAAGGUCCCACAGUUCAGUUUCUCUCGCCUCUCCGGCGCAGAUCCUGUUCUCGGUGUUGAAAUGGCCUCGACUGGUGAAGUCGCAUCCUUUGGUCGUGACAAGUACGAGGCUUACCUUAAGGCCAUGCUUUCGACUGGCUUCCAACUUCCUAAGAAGAGCGUUUUGUUCUCUAUUGGAAGUUAUAAGGAGAAGGUCGAACUCUUACCUUCGGUCAAGAAACUCCACGAAUACGGCUUCAAGAUCUUUGCUACCACUGGUACUGCAGAUUUCCUAGAAGCCAGUGGUGUUCCAGUGAAGUUUUUGGAGGCGCUCACAAACGAGAAGGAUGGCCAGAAGUCCGAGUACUCCCUCACUCAGCAUUUGGAAAACAAUUUGAUUGACUUGUAUAUCAAUUUGCCUUCUGCCAACCGUUUCAGACGUCCUUCGAACUAUAUCUCACAAGGGUACCGAAGUCGUCGUCUUGCAGUCGAUUUCCAGACUCCACUCGUCACCAACGUCAAGACAGCUAAGUUGUUGAUCGAAGCUAUUAUCAGAAACUAUGAGCUUGAGAUCUCGACUGUUGAUUACAAGGCUAGCCACCUCACUGCCAUGCUACCCGGUCUUGUAAACAUUGGCGCAUUCGUUCCUGGGUUGGCUAAGGCGGGAAGCCGUGACUUCGAGAAGGUCAUGAAGGCAUCUGCUGCAGCCGGUUUCUCAAUGGUUAGAAUCAUGCCCUUGGGUUUGGAAAACUCAUUGACGGAUGCUAGAGCCCUCAGCACUGCACAUUCCAAUGCUAGGAAGGCUGCCUACUGUGAUUUCAAUUUCUCAGUUGCCGCUACCACCACCAAUGCUAAGCAGUUGACCAGCUUAAUAUCCGAAGUUGGGUCUCUCUUCAUUCCGUUCAACCAUUUCUCUGGUAACUUCAAUAAAGUAGCUGCGGUUACCACUCACUUCGAAUUCUGGCCUACCAACAAGCCAAUUGUUACAGAUGCGAAGACAAGCGAUUUGGCUUCCAUCUUACUUUUGGCCAGCCUCCACAGCAGGAACGUGCAUAUCACUAGCGUAACUUCAAAGGAUGAUAUCAAACUCAUCGCUCUUAGCAAGCAGAAGGGGUUGCAAGUUACCUGCGACGUUGCAAUUUAUGCGCUGUUCCUGUCGCAAGACGAGUAUCCACAGUGUGCAGCUUUGCCCACAAAGGAAGACCAAGCAGCACUUUGGGAACAUAUGGAUAUCAUUGACUGCUUCUCUACCGGUAGUCUUCCAUACCAGCUCUCGCUUGAUGUGAAGGGAUCUGGAUCCGCCGUUCUUGGAAUUGCGGAGGCCCUUCCUUUGCUCUUCACUGCCGUUGCGGAUAAGAGGCUGACGUUGGAAGAUAUCACGAAGAGGUUGAGGGAUAACCCGAUGGAGAUCUUUGACCUUCAUGAGCAGCCGCAGUGUGCUAUUGAAGUCAACCUUGAUCGUGGUGUUCACAUCCAGGAGCAUGAUUCUUGGUCACCAUUCGCUGGUAAAGUUCUCAAGGGAUCUGUUGAGAGAGUCGUAUUCGAGGGCGAGACUGCUUGCCUGGACGGUAUCCUCAUCGCAGAUGGCACAGUUGGAAAGGACAUGUCUUCGUCAGGACCUCGACCAGCUCCAACGGUCAAGUCUCCACCUAUCAUGCCCCUUCAGGGAGGAAGACGGGAGUCGAAUGCAGGCGCAAGCGGCUACUCACAGUUCAAGAGACCAAGUACCGCUGGCGGCCCAAGUCUCGAACACCUCGACCUCGACGGUCCAAGAGCACCUUCCUCCAGCCACGGUCAAGACAUCGUCCGUUCCUCCGGUUUAUCACCCUAUAACCUCCUCCAACCGGAGAAACAAGUCUCCCCAGCCCUCUACGAGUUAGUCUCCCGCUCUCCAUUCCGUAGACGUCAUAUCCUCUCCGUCAAUCAGUUCAACCGUAGCGACCUACAUCUUCUUUUCACCAUCGCCCAAGAGAUGCGUACCGCUGUGGAAAGAUAUGGAGUUAUCGACCUCCUCAAGGGUAGAGUCUUAUGCACGAUGUUCUUCGAGCCAUCAACUCGUACCUCCGCCUCCUUCGACGCAGCAAUGCAACGUCUUGGAGGUCGUACGAUCCCCAUCUCAGCUGAUAUGUCAAGCACUCAAAAGGGUGAAACUCUUCAAGACACAAUCCGCACAUUAGCAUCUUACGGCGACGGUAUCGUCCUUCGUCACCCGUCCGAAGCUAGCGCCGAAACAGCUGCCCGCUUCUCACCGGUGCCCAUUAUCAACGGAGGUAACGGAAGCAAAGAACACCCAACCCAAGCAUUCUUGGACCUCUUCACCAUUCGUGAGGAACUAGGAACUGUAAACGGUCUCACCGUCACUUUCAUGGGUGAUCUCAAAUACGGCCGAACAGUGCACAGUCUGGCAAAACUUCUGUUGCACUAUGACGUUCGUAUUCAAUUCGUCUCUCCUAAAGAAUUGUCCAUGCCCGAGGAUGUGAAGAAGGAGAUACAGACCCAUGGUAGCCUGUUGGGUGAAUAUAGUGAAUUGACACCGGAGAUCAUCGGCCGCAGCGAUGUACUUUACUGUACUCGUGUGCAGAAGGAGAGGUUUACCGACCUUUCUGAGUUCGAGAGGUUGAAGGAUUCGUUCGUCGUUGAUAACAAGGUCUUGAAGCAUGCGAAGGAGCACAUGGUCAUUCUACACCCGUUGCCGAGGAAUUCUGAGAUCAGUGAGGAGGUAGACUUCGACCAGAGAGCGGCAUACUUUAGACAGAUGAGGUAUGGAUUGUUCACAAGAAUGGCCAUCUUAGCUAGUGUCCUGUUGUAA